This is a messenger RNA of Sesamum indicum (sesame), 1233 nucleotides long. RefSeq names its product Polyketide cyclase/dehydrase and lipid transport superfamily protein. The record is from RefSeq and is a predicted model, not a curated record. Gene Ontology annotation, molecular function: lipid binding. NCBI's taxonomy places the organism in Eukaryota, Viridiplantae, Streptophyta, Magnoliopsida, Lamiales, Pedaliaceae.
GAGAAAGAGAGAUUCUUGGUGUUUGAGAAGGAGAUUAAUAAGGGUUAAGAGGAGUGGGGAAGAUGAUGCACAUGGAAUGCUGUUGGCUUUUAUGAGAGAGAAAUGGAUAUAAAGACGUGCAGUUCUAAUCAUGGAGGGUUUUCUGGCAUUGCAUGUGCUUCUAUCUUCUCGGCCCACUUCACAUUAUUUUACACACACCAUCACCAUCUUCUCUCCUACCUAGAAUAAUCUAAGACUUGUACUUUGUUUACAAACUCUCUCUCUCCAUCUUCUUGCAUAUAUAUCACUCUCAAUCUUUCAGUUCCCCAGCAUUAAAGGAGCACCCCCCUCAAAACGUCGCAACGUGCCCAAAAUGCGUAGCAGUCCCUCCACCUGCGGCCGAUCCUGGUCUAUAAGUGAGGAUUCCUUGAGAAGAUACGUGUUCCACGCCAGUGAGAACUGCAUUCAGGAAUUGCUUUCGGCCUCAGAUACCAACAGGGAUGAGAGUUUUACUUUGAAUGAUGGCUGGAAAGUGGUUGCCAUGGAGAACGGGGUGGAGAUAUCAAAACGUAGAUCCGGAUCACUUCACACAUUCCGAAGUCGUCGGGUGCUGAAAUCAGUCUCGCCCCAGCAGUUCAUGACUGUGGCCAAUGCAAUUGAUGCUGCAAAGGAGUGGGAUGCUGAUUUAGUGGAAGCCAACUACAUCAAAGACCUUGAAGAAAACCUGAGCAUCAUCCGACUAAGGUUUGGAGAGAAAUCCAAACCUUUAUUCAGAAACAGGGAAUUCAUCGUCUACGAACGACGCGAAACAAUGGACGAUGGAACUCUGGUAGUGGCAGUGGCUUCUCUUCCAAAAGAGAUAGCAGCUGGACUACAUCCCAAGCAAAACAACUCAAUAAGAGGGCUUUUGCUGCAGUCUGGAUGGGUUGUUGAGAAGCUGGAAGAUGAUUCAUGCAUGGUUACUUACAUAGCCCAAUUGGAUCCUGCAGGAUGGCUACCCAAAUGCUUUGUGAAUCGUUUCAAUACAAAGUUGGUUAUGAUAAUUGAAAACCUUAAAAAGCAGGUGCUGUCAUGUCCCACCACUGCUGCUACAUGAUUAUACUUUUGUAUAAAGCAAAAAAAAAAAAAAAAAGAAAAUAGUUAUUAAUAUAUUACAAGAAAUUAAGUGACCAAAUAUAUAAAUAUAUAGGUUAUUACAUGUCAUGAUUAUCUCAACAUAUUUGAAUUGUCAUGAUUCUAUUUUUGAUAUAUGGG